Brassica rapa (field mustard) is the source of this 1874-nucleotide messenger RNA. Its product is annotated as alanine aminotransferase 1, mitochondrial. NCBI's taxonomy places the organism in Eukaryota, Viridiplantae, Streptophyta, Magnoliopsida, Brassicales, Brassicaceae. The record is from RefSeq and is a predicted model, not a curated record. Gene Ontology annotation, molecular function: L-alanine:2-oxoglutarate transaminase activity; pyridoxal phosphate binding. Gene Ontology annotation, biological process: biosynthetic process.
AUGCGGAGAUUCGUGAUUGGCCAAGCCAAAAAUCUCAUAGAUCAGACUCGUCGUCGUCCUCGUCCUCAUCACAACAACAUCCGCCUUCUCUCUCUCCUUGCUUCCGAUCCUAUUCCUGUUUCUUCAUCGCGUUUCUUUUCCGACAUGACUGGCUCUGAUUCAUCGUCCUCUCUCCCCGUUACUCUCGACUCCAUCAACCCCAAUGUUCUGAAAUGUGAGUAUGCUGUCCGUGGAGAAAUUGUCAACAUUGCUCAGAAGUUGCAAGAUGAUUUGAAGAUUAACAAGGAUGCGUAUCCCUUUGAUGAGAUUAUCUACUGUAAUAUCGGAAAUCCACAAUCUCUUAGCCAACAGCCUAUAACGUUCUUCAGAGAGGUUCUUGCUUUGUGUUCCCACACAGCUUUGUUGGACCGAGAUGAAACACAUGCUUUGUUCAGCGCCGAUUCUAUUGCGCGUGCUUGGAAGAUUCUCGACCAGAUUCCCGGGAAAGCUACCGGUGCUUACAGCCACAGCCAGGGUAUCAAGGGACUACGUGAUGCAAUUGCUGCUGGAAUCGAAGCACGUGAUGGCUUCCCUGCUGAUCCCAAUGAUAUUUUCAUGACAGAUGGUGCAAGCCCUGGGGUUCAUAUGAUGAUGCAACUUCUCAUAAGUUCUGAGAAAGAUGGAAUCCUUUGCCCCAUUCCUCAGUACCCCUUGUACUCAGCUUCAAUUGCCCUUCACGGUGGAAGUCUGGUUCCAUACUACCUUGAUGAAGCAUCAGGAUGGGGUCUUGAAAUAUCUGAGCUGAAGAAGCAGCUGGAGGAUGCUAAGUCAAAGGGCAUCACUGUAAGAGCCUUGGCGGUUAUUAACCCUGGUAACCCAACAGGACAGGUUCUAUCAGAAGAAAACCAGCGUGACAUUGUUGACUUCUGUAAGAAAGAGGGACUGGUUCUUUUAGCUGAUGAGGUUUAUCAGGAAAACGUUUACGUCCCUGACAAAAAGUUCCACUCUUUCAAGAAAGUAGCCCGGUCUAUGGGGUACGGUGAGAAGGAUAUCUCCUUAGUCUCGUUCCAGUCUAUCUCCAAAGGAUACUACGGAGAGUGUGGAAAGAGAGGAGGUUACAUGGAGGUUACUGGUUUCACUUCUGAUGUGAGAGAGCAGAUAUACAAAGUGGCUUCUGUGAAUCUUUGCUCCAACAUCUCUGGUCAGAUUCUUGCCAGUCUCGUCAUGAGCCCACCUAAGCCUGGUGACGAGUCAUACGAGUCAUACAUAGCAGAGAAAGAGGGAAUCCUCUCGUCUAUGGCAAGACGUGCAAAGACUCUUGAAGAAGCUCUAAACAAGUUGGAGGGUAUAACAUGCAACAGAGCAGAAGGAGCUAUGUAUCUAUUCCCUUGCAUUAACCUUCCAAAAAAGGCGAUUGCGGCUGCAGAAGCUGCAAAGACGGCACCGGACACGUUCUACUGCAAACGCCUCCUAAACGCAACUGGAAUAGUCGUUGUCCCUGGGUCUGGAUUUAGACAGGUACCGGGAACAUGGCAUUUCAGGUGCACUAUACUUCCUCAAGAGGAUAAGAUUCCGGCAAUCGUGAACCGUCUCACUGAGUUCCACAAGAGCUUCAUGGAUGAGUUCCGCGACUAAGGGGAUUAAAUGCUUCUAAGAUAAGAUCAUGCUUGAGUAAUAAUAAGGAAGAAGGACGCAUGCCGUUUCUUUUUCGUCGACAAUCAUUUUGUGUUAAAGAUGUGAGAGCAUCUUCUUAUUCAGCUUUUGUGUUGCUCUUUUAUAUUUGGCUGAUACUGAUAAACAAGCAUAAGUUUUAUUGAGAAGAGUUUUUCUUUAUAGACAAUUAAACUAAUUACUCUUGCAUGCUUUUUCCAUAAAUCGAGGUUACGUUUUCAUAU